CAUGGAAAGCUUCCCCCCACUCACAGGCCUGCAGAGUGAGUGCUGCCAAACCCCUAGCUCUCAGGAGAAGCCAUUUGCAACAAAGAUUUAAACCCACCCCCCAAUGUUCCCUGGCAGACAUGAGACAAACAUCACAGACCAAGUUGGACUCUGUCCCUUUCCCCUCUAGUCAAGGCAACUCUGGAACACUACUACUUCCUCUGCAGUAAGACAGUCAAGUUCAUCCCCCUGCAGCAGCAGUGUAAUGGGCUGGACGAUUGCUCCUGGGGAGAGGACGAGGAGAACUGUGUGCAGCAGGUCCCAGAAGGCCCACCCGUGGAAGUCCGCAUUUCCAAAGACAGAUCCACCUUGCAGGUGCUAAACAAAGAGACUGGAGCCUGGUUCUGGGCAUGUCAUGAUAACUUUCACAUGACCCUGGCAAAAGCAGCUUGCAAGCAAAUGGGCUACAGCAGCGUCCCCACGUUCAGUGCGGUGGACGUUGCAGACACACAGGGCCUGCCCGUCAGGGAGGUCACACUGAACAAUGGGGUCCUCCGAGGGCAAGACUCCGGCAGGCAGUGCCUCUCUGGAUCCGUCGUUUCACUCACAUGUGCCACCUGUGGAGAAAGUGUGAAGUCUCCACGUGUGGUUGGUGGGGGCCAGGCCAGGAUCCACUCUUGGCCAUGGCAGGUCAGCUUACAGCACAAAACCCAGCACCUCUGUGGGGGCAGCAUCAUUGACCCGAGGUGGAUCCUCACAGCAGCACAUUGCUUCAGGAACAACCUGGCCCUUCAGAACUGGCGAGUGAAAGCAGGAUCUGAAAUCCUCUCCAACUUCAACACUAUCCCCGUGGAAAAGAUCUUCAUCACUGACAGUAAUUCUAUGUUCCCCAAAGAUAAUGACAUUGCCCUGGUAAAGCUGACGUCUCCCUUAAGUAUUUCAGACACGGUUAAGCCAAUCUGUCUGCCUUUUUUUGAUGAGCAACUGCCCUCUAAUGCCCCACUGUGGGUGACAGGCUGGGGCUACACACAGCAGGAUGGUACAUUGUCCAAGUCUCUGCAGCAGGCCCAGAUCAGACUGAUUGACAGCAACGCCUGCAAUGCUCUCGACGCCUACCAGGGGCACGUCUCAGAGAAGAUGCUAUGUGCAGGCCUCAUGGAAGGUGGUGUCGAUACCUGCCAGGGAGACAGCGGCGGCCCCUUGAUGUACAAUCCAGGGCACUGGCAGGUGGUGGGGAUCGUCAGCUGGGGACACGGCUGUGGCGGACGAAGCACUCCCGGCGUCUACACCAAAGUUCAGGCCUAUCUCAACUGGAUCUACACCGUCCAGAGGUCAGAGCUCUGAGGACUCCCGCAGCGGCAGCUUCUCGUCACGGCCCCUGCGUUCAACAUCUGGUUGCCCUGGUUCUGAGACCUGCUGGGAAACGACUUCCAGCCAUUGCACCUGGGACCUGCCCAUCCCUGGGUUCACGUUCUGAAGGCCCUGCACCAUGCCAUGAUUUAGCAGCAGCUCGGGGCCCCGGGGGUGGUUAAAGGGGAGCUACAAGCAGAGGCCCCCGUCACAUCCAAGGAAUUUGCCUGGCUCAGAGAGGAUGAGGUAUUGCUCUCUACAGCCACGCCGGGCCAGGCAGGGUUGCUUGGAUCCAAGCUGCCAUUUGCUCAGCCCAGUUCUACCCCAUCGCGGGGCUGGUGAAACAAGCAAAGCCUUUCCCCUGUCGCCUGGUCUCGCUCAGGAAAAGUUUAUUCUUCUUAAGAAAAGACCUUUGCAAAAGGAUGUAAUCCCUAUUCUUUGCUAGAUCCAAACCUCUGAUCCCAACAGAACCAGACUUUGGGGCCCAUCCAGCACCACCAGUGGCCCAGGCCCAUCUCCAGCCUCUUGGGCAGAAACCACGCUUUGUGGCCUACAGAAUAUGGAGGUUCUCUGACUCCUCUUUAAAUCUCCACAGUCUUAAACCAAGCCCCAGUGCUCAGCUGGGGAAAACGGGCUGCACUGCCACCUGCCAAACUUCUUUAUCUGAAAUAAGAGCACACUAUUGUGUACCCCACAUUGGAUGAUUUUCUGUUGGCAGAACAAGUGCUGUUCUGGGCUGUGGCUGCAGAUGGCUGUUUGCUGUGAUUGUCACCGGAAUGAGCAAUUAUAUUUAGUUCAAUAUCAGCCUUAGGCGACACCAAGGCUUAUGCUGAACCCUGUAAUAACUACAGGUCCACAAACAAUCUCAUGCCUUGCACAUGAGACCAGCAUGUACUAGUGAACUGAGCGCAGGAACUCCUGCCUUCAAACCUGAGUCUGCCACUUACCUUGUCAGGACAACGGAGAUAACCAGAGCACCUCUGGUACAACUCCAGCGGGGUGAGCAUAGCGUAAACGUGGUUGGAACGAGAGGACAAUUGGCCGCAUGAGAAAUCUGAAAUCUGACACAAACCGUUCGGUGACAAUGAUCCGCUGGGCUCUCGGGCCAAGACUCGGCACUUCUCCGUCCCGUGGCUGCUGCAAUGAGCCUGUGAGGCAGAAACAAAGAGCAAGUCCCUCUCCAGGGUGCAUGAGACACAAAUCAACAGGCUGAAAGUGACGCUUCUGAGCAAGGCUGCAGGCUGGUGCCAGGGGCUCGGAGACUGAACCCGUGGGGAAGGCGGGAGGGAGGAAAGACACAGAGCAAAUUGUAUUUCAGGAAAGAAUUCCAAGCAAGUGGGCUGGAGAGCAAGAGUGCAAUGCCAGAGGCAGCAAAUAACUGGACCCGUGGCACUCUCUGCUGCCUCUGCUGCACGGGGUCCUGGUGAGCACUGGGGCCCGGGGGAGCGUGACAGACGCUACAGCAGGUUAAAAGCAAAACCAGCAAUCACACAGCGUCUCAUUCAUUAACGAUUGUGCCCCAGUGAGUUUCCCCAGAGCACCCUGCAGUGGGAUCCACGUGUCCUACUCCCAGCUCUGGCACAGGCUCCCUCAUUGGCCUUGAACAAGUCAUGUCACUGCUCUGUGCCUCAGUUUCCCAUCUGUGAAAUGGGGACAAUAUCUGCCUCUCUGGGGUGUCGGGAGGGAGAAUCAGCUAGUGCCUGUGAAGUGCCUGCAGCCCUCAGGGCAGCAGGUGUCAUGGAAGUGCCACGUUUUCUCAUCAUUGCCUGCAAAUCACACACCUGAGUCCAUUUCAGGAGUCAAGUUCCUGCUGGUGCUAGAUGGAGCGACUCACCAUUGGCUUUAGCAGCUAGGGGCGGGAGCCAGCCACCCUUCCCCUCGGUAAAGCUUGGCGCACACACAGCCCCAGGAACGGGGUCGCCGUGUCUGUCAAGCAGCAUGUUCCCUGACCCCACUGACAAGUCCUGCCUCAAAAGGGAAUCACUCGUGAUCAUUCCCUGCCCUUCCAGGCUCCAGCACUUCACACAGCCCGUACCCCCAUGGCAGUGCAGCUCCUAGUACCGAGGCACGCCUAGGCACUACCACAGGUCCCAGAGCACUCUGGGCCCAGUUCAGGCCUGGCAUCAUACUCCAGUGAAGUCAGAGGGGUUGCCCCAGGGAGGGAUCUGGCCUCUUGUACCUGUCUCAGCCUGUACUAGCCAUCUGAGCUCUUUUAAAUGCUGCAUUUCCCACAACCUCUCAAAGCCACAGGCUUCCAAACACUAGUAGCCUCAGCCCCCGCUCUGUGCCUUCUGCAGGCCUCCAGCCCCCGCAUCAGCUCCUCCAGGCUCAGCGCAAGAUCUUCAACAGCGAAGGCUUUCAGGCAGGCUCCUGAGUCCACAGCCAGGCACCUAAGCAGAAGGGCUCCAAAUUUCAGAGGGGUGAGCCCCCAGCAGCUCCCCAAAUCAGGCCACUAAUUUCAGUGUCUACAAAACGAUUUAGGAGCCUACUUUAUAUCUCCCAUUUCUGAAAAUCUGAGACAGUGUCUCUGCUCCAGACCCCACUGCGGCUGCUGCCCCUUCUCCAAACUCCUACUCAGCCUGCUGCUGGUGGGACUGGCUGCUCGAGAGGGGAACAUCGCGCCAUGGGAACCACAGUAGCCAGGUGUCACUGCGUAGCAGAGAGAGGGUGAAUGACUAGCUCUUCAGAAGAAGGGAGAUUUGGUGAACAGAGAGACCCGAUUCUGAGAACAGCCGGGAAAGGAAAAACAAAAAUACCCUUUAAAAGUUCAUUUGUGUUUAGGCAAAUCCUAGUGGGUUACAACGCUCUCGUUAACCCUCCGCUAAUAAUGAUGAUUCCUCUGAGAUGCCAAGAUUACUCUCACCUGGCCAUUGUUCCUGAUUCCCAUGGGAAAAGGGAUGGGGGGAGAACAAUCAGAGUUGCUUCCCUUCCUCUCAUGAACAAAGCUUUAUUGUGCAGAAGUAAUGAAGAAAAUGCCUUGUGACAUUCGCUAGCAAACUGCAUUAGUCUAGAGGGAUACUGUCAUCUUGAAUUAUCUUAAAUGACUAAUUUGUUUGGGCUUUUUAAAUCAACUUUCUGAUAUAUCCUUAGUCUAACGAGGAUCAGGCCUAUUCACCUUGAACUUCAUCAUGAGGGUGUCCAGCAUUCUAAUUAACCUUCUGUUAGAAGCACUUUGCCCUUCUACAGCUGUACAGCACUUUUCAUCUGGAUCUCAACACACCUGACGUCAUUAAUUCUUGUAACACCCCUUUAAAAGAGGGCAGCAGCAGACUCCCCGGUUUACAGAGCGGUGAAGAGACUUACCUUUGGCUACAGCCUGAGGCAGUAAGGGCCAGGAACAGAACCCAGGAGUCCCAAGUCCAACUCUCCUGCUAUGAUCACCAUUCAGUACCCUGGCUGGAAUUCCAUGUUCUUUCGUGAAUAAAAGGAGAGCAAAGCAGCAGUUUUCCAUUUAUAUCAGUCUUGUAAAAUACAAAGUGCCUUUAAUCUGCUCUGAA
Mauremys reevesii (Reeves's turtle) is the source of this 4826-nucleotide messenger RNA. It is a transcript of the gene TMPRSS4, whose product is annotated as transmembrane serine protease 4. Gene Ontology annotation, cellular component: membrane. The record is from RefSeq and is a predicted model, not a curated record. Gene Ontology annotation, biological process: proteolysis. The transcript is spliced from 10 exons. Lineage: Eukaryota; Metazoa; Chordata; Testudines; Geoemydidae. The coding region runs from base 409 to 1323 and encodes 304 amino acids. Gene Ontology annotation, molecular function: serine-type endopeptidase activity.